Aspergillus melleus is the source of this 2982-nucleotide messenger RNA. RefSeq lists its product as uncharacterized. The coding region runs from base 1 to 2982 and encodes 993 amino acids. The record is from RefSeq and is a predicted model, not a curated record. The transcript has 3 exons. Lineage: Eukaryota; Fungi; Ascomycota; Eurotiomycetes; Eurotiales; Aspergillaceae.
AUGAAGGCCGACGAGGCUGCCGAGAUGGUUGCAAUCCAAUCUUGGCUGGCCAAGUCCUGCCGCGAUAUCUUGGAUGAGUGUGACGUUACCCUUGCCGUCAACACACAACUGAUAUACCCAAGUGGCUCACAACUCACCGUCGAUGGCCAUCCAAGUCGCUGGGAAGUCACCAUCACGGUGCUCAGUCUUGUUUCACAUUACCUCCCCUAUUUGGCCCGGGAGUAUCCACAUAGCAUAGAUAUCCUGAAAAGAACCGCAGCAGAGUUUCCUGUGGCGUACUUUCUCAGAAGUGAUGUGGAGGAUGCUCUCAUUCAACGGAUAGUCGAUGAUGUGUGCUGUUCUCGGACUUGGAUCUUGCCCAUGCGGAACUGCACGGUCGCAGAACAAAAUGCGCUCAGAACAUUUAUCUCUGAUGAGAAAAUCAGCCCCGAUGUUCUUCACUGUAUCUCCAGUCUUUUCCCAAAGAAUCCAAGCGCCCAGAAGAAUGUUUACUUGCUCCGUGGGCUACUUGUGCAUGGGGUCUUGCUACUGUGUUUGAAAAGGCGCUGGAAUGUGCAGUAUGGGCUCCAUCCAGGCCGUGAUCCCAUGGCUGUACCAUUUCAUGCGAAGGGUGUCCCUUCCGAGCAAGCAGAAUGGGGUCAUCCAGAUGUCGCAAUCAUAUUCACUUGCCUCUCAUUUUAUCAUCAAGGACUCGACGAAAAGCAAUUCCAGCAAAGUCUGCGAGCGGUUCUACGAUCCGACGAUCCAUCUCUGGAAUACGACAAAUGGACACACGCAUCGGCAACGCUACCUGAGAGGCUCAAACACUGGAACAUCAUCAACUUCGACGACAGUGGUCAAUUCCAGGAAAUUUGGCGGCAUUUACGCUUUACGAUCGUUGUCAUCAACCAUUUUCUGAAUAAUUACGUGUUCCCAAUUCAUGCAAAACAAUUCGCAAUCAAGCUGCAAGCCUCCGGAUGGGAUGUUCCUCUAUUCAACAACUCUAUUGUCGCGUCGCCCGAGAAGUGUGCAAGUCGCCCAGGAAUCACCACUGGCUUUAGUGGUACCAACGAUAACCGCAGGCUUCUGCCCCUUACGAUUCAGCAACAUGACCUCGAUGGUCUGUCCCAUACAAAUGCUGAGGUGUUGAUGUACCUGCUCCAGGAACGUAACAGACGAUAUGAAGUUGCCACAGAUCCAUGCGGUAAAAGGCUUUCCGAGGUAGAUCUUUUAGGGCGCUUGAAGAAAAGAAGAAUUCGCGUUCUCAUCGAUGCGGGUGCCUACAUUCUGGAGAUGGAUAAUCGGGCACUCGCCAAGGCCUGGCUGGAACAAGACACGCAAGCUCAGGCGGCUGUAUAUUUCGCAAUGGAUAACAGAGCUUGGGUGGAGUUCAGGGAGGGGACAACAAUACCACUCCUUGCAACUCCGUUUGCGGAUAACUUGGAUGACUGCCUUGUCUAUCUGGAUGAGGCUCAUACAAGAGGGACUGAUCUCAAACUGCCAAUGCAUGCUACAGGAGCUCUUACUCUCGGCUUAAAACAGACAAAAGAUAAAACGGUACAAGCUGCGAUGAGGCUAAGGCAGCUGAGGAGUACCCAGUCAAUAACCUUUGUUGCCCCACCGGAGGUACACCGCAAUAUCCUCGAUGUUUGCAAGAAAGGGCCAACGGAUCUUCCAGACUCCUCCGACGUUAUCACCUGGCUCCUUGAUCAGACGUGCACAUCAAACUCAGAGGCUCAGCACUUGUACCUCGCUCAAGGAGUGGACUUCUGUCGGCGAACGGAGGCUGCAGCGAGGAACUGUAGUUUCCUCACGAGUACUGCUGCGAGACAGGCAUAUUUGAAAGUUCUGCGGCAACCUGAGCAGCAGACUCUAGAACAGCUGUACAGGCCAAGGAGCCUUAAACAAAGCACCGAUCCGUCUUCGUCAGCCAGGAGAAGUCUUGUCUUGAGUGGGAAAGUUGCUGCUUUCGUCCAGGAGCUGCGGACCAGGAAGGAAGAGACUGCCAGUUCUUUCGGUCAGGCCACUAGCACAGCAUUGGAGGAGGUCGAGCAAGAGCGUGAGGUUGCCUUCGAGAUAGAGGAAGAGCGAGAAAUGCAGCGACCUCCCAGAAUGACGGCGUUGACAUUCCCAGGCCUUCACGAAUCGAUUAUGCAGUUUUUGCUGACCGGCUCUGUUGAUGAGGAUGGAUUUGUCAUGGCCUCCAACAUGCUACAGGACACAGAGUUAGCACAAAAGCACGAAAUCAAGGCUUCGGUGCUGCUCUCUCGUCUUUUCGUCUCUCUCGAAUUUAUUAGGACGAUCAAGCAGAGGUCCGGGGGAAGAAACGAUAACUUCAUACGCAGCGUGAACUGGGUUCUGUUUCACACAGAGACAGAAGGUGCGGUAGUUGUUAUUCCAGAAGAGGCAGAAGCACUCAUACCCAUUCUGCGAUCCCUCGAGCCACCAUCGGUGCAUUUGAUCAGUUAUGCAUCUCCCUGCACAAAGCGGAUGAUGGACUUUGAUAAACUUGACUAUUACGCGCUCCCAAGUCUCCCCAGCGAUUGGACACCUCCUUCCUGGCUUCCCUUCGAGCAAAGCAUUCUGGCCGGGAGGUUAUACUUUGAUUUUGCAGGCUACGAAACCGUUCUCGAAGGACUCUAUCUGACCCAGGAAAGCUUGUCAGGUCUUGACGCGUCUGCGGUUCACGCUCUUCAAACCCUUACAAAACGCCAUCUCACCUUCUUGCAGGAGUGGCUCACUCUUCGACGACAGGGGCAAGACGUCUCACAGACCCCAAUGGGGUACGUCGUCCAGGAGUGGCCGCUGCGGCGCGAUCAUCCAUUCUUCAAGACCAGAGUAGCCACGCAGGCAAUACCCGAGGCAGGCGAUCGACCGACUAGCCCUAAUGGCGACAGUACUGAUAGUGUUGGCGAUGAGUUCUAUGACAGCGGUGAUGAUGAACGUAUGGAUAUGUUUGAAGAUUCGUAUGAGGAAACUGAAGGCAGCGAUGUAGUUUCGUGA